UCUGGGACUCGGCACAGGACUCCAACAGAAGAUCACAUGAGCGGCACAAGCUUUUGAGCAAGUCCCCGACCAAAUGACCAAGACAAGCAUGCAUUGGCUGGCUCAUUUCCAGAUCGUUUUGCUAUGCAUUUGGUUGAUGUGCCCCAGCUCACAGGCCAUCAAAUGCGACACUUGUGGCAAGGAGUGUGCCAGCGCCUGUGGCACCAAGCAUUUUCGGACCUGCUGUUUUAACUACCUUCGCAAGCGAACCGACCCGGAUGCACUGCGUCAGAGCUCGGACCGGAGGCUCAUCGACUUCAUCCUGCUGCAGGGACGGGCCCUCUUCACCCAGGAACUGCGAGAGAGACGCCACAAUGGCACCUUGAUGGACCUCGGCCUACAGACCUACUACCGCUGAUCUCUCCAUUUGUACUGAUACGAAACUGGCCUUGACUCCGACCAACGAUUCACACGAUCCACUGGCUAUUGAAAUGCUUGAAAUGUUAAAUUACCAAUAAAGGCACUAACUUCUUUGGGGCA
Messenger RNA from Drosophila elegans, 519 nucleotides. RefSeq names its product trissin (gene Trissin). The transcript has 3 exons. The record is from RefSeq and is a predicted model, not a curated record. The coding region runs from base 74 to 397 and encodes 107 amino acids. Lineage: Eukaryota; Metazoa; Arthropoda; Insecta; Diptera; Drosophilidae.